AUGCAUUCGGAAAACUUGAAAACUUUGAGGAGAGAAGAAUUCGGAUAUACGCUGUCAUACAGAACGCGAUGGAGCGACAAUGACCAGUACCACCAUAUAAACAAUUCCAUCUAUUACCACCUUUUCGACUCAAUAGUCAACACGUAUCUCCUAGAAUCCUGUGGACAGAAUUCUCAAGAGUCGCACUCAAUCGGGCUUGUCGUUUCAUCCUGGUGUCAGUUUUUUGCUCCGUUGUCGUUCCCAGAUAUCCUCGAUCUCUGUCUCCGAGUCAAGAAGCUUGGCGACAGCUCCGUGACGUAUGAAAUAGGUGUAUUCAAACAAGGAUCAAAUUCACCUACGGUUGUCGGAGGGUAUAUUCAUGUCUUUGUAGACCGCAAGAGUGGAAAGAGAACUGCUAUACCCCUUGCUGUUCGAAAUGGCCUGGAAGCGUUG
This is a messenger RNA of Lentinula edodes (shiitake mushroom), 432 nucleotides long. RefSeq names its product thioesterase. The transcript has 3 exons. Gene Ontology annotation, cellular component: mitochondrion. The record is from RefSeq and is a predicted model, not a curated record. Gene Ontology annotation, molecular function: fatty acyl-CoA hydrolase activity. The annotation marks the transcript as partial. Lineage: Eukaryota; Fungi; Basidiomycota; Agaricomycetes; Agaricales; Omphalotaceae.